Messenger RNA from Phycodurus eques (leafy seadragon), 4752 nucleotides. RefSeq lists its product as uncharacterized. Bases 565 to 4752 code for a protein of 1395 amino acids. NCBI's taxonomy places the organism in Eukaryota, Metazoa, Chordata, Actinopteri, Syngnathiformes, Syngnathidae. The transcript has 5 exons. Gene Ontology annotation, cellular component: nucleus. The record is from RefSeq and is a predicted model, not a curated record.
GCAAGCGUCAGCACUCCAUGCGUUAAAAGGGCAGAUGGUAACGGCGGGUAACUGAGGAGCAAAGCACUCUGCUCGCCGCGCUGCCAAAGAUCAGCGCAGAGCGAGCCAGCCUCUCAACACAUGCAGCCGGAGCAUCUCGCAGGAAGCUGGAGAAAACACAAGACCACCAGCAUGCUCACAAUCCCUCUUCUUCUAUCAUGCCACGCUGACAGGACACAGCAGCAGUAGGUGAGGAAAAGUGUCGAAGGAGGAGGAGCGGGAGCUGAGAUUGCAGCAGGCAAACGGGGUGAGUCGGUGACAACAUUUGGGAGAGACCGAUGAAUGAAAGAUGGGGCGCAAAGUCGGCGGGAAGAAGAGAAGGAGGCGCAUUUAGGACAAGAAACGAGUGAAAUAUUUCAAGGAGAAACUUGCGGAAAGAGAAUUCAUCAGCAGAAGCAGCGGCAGUAAGAGGGGAACUCUCGUCUUCUUUUUUGUGUUUGAUGGCACUCGAGUAGGACGAGGUCGAGGAGGAGGACGCGUUCCGCUCGCAGUACAAGUCCGGGAAAAGUGUGCGAGGAGCUUCCAAUGGCGUGCUACUACAUCGUGAUCAGCUCCACCCACCUGCGUGACGGACAGCUGAGGAGCAUCAAAGGGGUGUUCCGAGGACCAAUCGGAGCCGACGGACACAAAAACAAUAAAACGGAUGAGGGCGCCACCCGUCUGUACUGCGAGCUGUGCGACAAACAAUACGUGCGACACCAGCAGUUCGACAACCACAUCAACUCCUACGACCAUCACCACAAGCAGCGUCUGAAGGAGCUGAAGCAUCGCGAGUUCUACCGAGCGUUGGCCUGCAGGAGGCAGCGGAGGCGAAGGGAGGAGCGCAGGGAGGAGCGCUUGCUGAGGAAGAGGCUCCAGCAUCAUCAUCAUCAUCAUCAUGAGGAGGAGAAAACACAAGAGCGAUGCGCUCCGGGUUCGGGCCCCAUGUUCCGCUCCACCACCGUGGCGGUGGAGCCGGCGAGCGCGAUGGAGAAGUGGAGCGACGUGCACGCCGACAGCAGCGACGCCGUCGGAGCUCCGGGGAGAGAUCCUCAAAGCUCACUGCUCCUUCCUCUGGACGCCGCACCGGGAAGCCGACUCAUGAGCGACACGCGGUGGCUGGACGAUAACGCCGUUCCGUCCGGCGACGUCACGAGCAAAAACGCCGAUACCGGCCAAAGCGGCGCCUUUAACAAGCUCCCUUGGGCCCCCAGUUUCUUAAGCGACACCAUUCGAGCCAAUAACAUCCACCCUAAAGCCUCCCUCGCCAGCAGGGGGCGCCCCGUUUGCUUCUCUCUGCCUAAAAGGAGCUGCGUUCUGCUGCACCAAUCGGCCGCCGUCUUUAUCCAAGCUGGGCGGAGUUCGCGAGACGGCCAAAAGACGACCCAAGAAGUGGACGGGAAAGUCGCACCGCAGCGGGUCUCGGCUGCACCGUGGGGCCGCGCUUUGGCCAGAGAACUGGAUGACAAGAUGAACGCCGCCUCGUCUUUAUGUAACCGCCACCACGGGACCGGCGCCCAAGUCCGCGUGGGAGGUGGGACGGGUGCCCGAGACGCCGGUGUCAGUAUGAAUAGAGCUGCAGUGGUUGGUAGACGUGUGACAGAAGCCCAAGAUGGAGGUGGAAGUGGGCUUGGAGCCAAAGUUAGUAUCGGAUAUGGAACCGAAGAUGGAGCCCAAGUAGCCGGCCAAAGUGGGACAGGAAACCAAACCAAAGUAGAAGGUAGGACAAGAGCCCUGAAUAAUGGUCGAAGUCGAACUGGGGCCCAAGUUACUGGAACACAAACAACCGGUAGAAGUGGGACUGGAGCUGAAGAUGGGCGUGGAAGUAGAACUGUUGCCCAAGACAUUGGUGACUAUGGAGCUGGAGCCCCAAUCAAUGCAGAAGGUAGUACCAGAGCCCAGGGCUGCGGUCAAUCUGUGACUAGAACUGGAGUCACUCAAGAUAGUGCCGGAAGUAAGACUGGAGACCGAAUAAUAGGUCAAAGUGUCACGGGAGCCCAAAUCAAGGUGGGAGGUAGUACCAGCGCCCAGCACAAUGGUAGGUGUGGAACUGGAGCCGAAGUUAGUCCUGGACUUGAGACUAGAGCCAUCCAAGAUAGUAGUGGAAUCAGGAAUGAAGGCCAAGUUACUUGUCAAAGUGGGCUAGGAGCCCAAUUCUUUCUAAGCUGUGGCACUCGAGCCCAAGAUCAAGGUGGAGCCCAAGUCAUCGUUGGUUGUGGGGCUGGAACUGUCAAAGAUAGCGGUGAUAGUGGGGUUGGAACCCAACCAGCUAAUGAAGGUGGGACUGGAUCUGAUCAUCACGUGACCAGCAAGGUUCCAGUACUACUACCACCCACUUUGGCGUGUCCAACUUCUGGCUUUGAAACCUCUGACAAAGCUGAUUUUGUUCAAAAGCUACAUUGUCCCACUCCCGCUGAGAUCCAACAAGCAGGAUUUGUGAACCGAGCCAAAGACGUGGGUCAAAAACAAUCGCCUAGUUCUCCUUCGGGUCGGCCCGAGGAGCCUUUUUGUCCUGUCCUGAGCCGCGACGGCGGCCGCGUGCUGCUGUGGCCCUCGGAGAUGGUCCGCUACACCGCCAAGCUGUCGCCCUCGCUCUCCUACAGCGUCAACCCGCUGCUGUACGACUUCCGAGCGCACGCGGGCGGCCGUAGGGAAGCGGGGAGGAGAAUAAAGCCAUUAGUGAUCAAACACGACGGCUUCCGACAGAAGCGGGAACGCGGCGGGGGAGAGUCAGAUGAAAGCCGGGAUGGGAAUGAAGGAGGACAGGCGGGAAAUCCUCUGGCAGUCGCGGGCCGAGGCAAAGGUGGCAAAGAACUCAGCCCAUUUCCACACGCCGACGCGUUCAAAUCCACCCGUGCUGGACCGGGGAAAAGGAGGAGGAGGAGGAGGAGGAGGAGGAAAAGGGGAGGGCUGAGGAAGAGGGGGAGAAGGAAAAGAGGAGAGGAGAUGAAGAGGAAAGAGCAAGGGAGGAGGGAGAUAAUAACUAGUUUCUGUGAGAUGGCGAGGCUGGAAAGAGAGGACGCCGGAACAGAAAAACGGCUAUUAAGUCAUCUGGCGGCGCGGCGGAUGCUCACAGGCCUCGAAAAAACGCCGAAGGGGGAGGAGGAGAGAUGGAGAGCGGAGAACGACGCGCUAUUAAGUCGUCUUCCCGCGAAUCGCUGUAAUCGCUGCACGCGGGCGAACGCGGGGGCCGGCCCGCCAACAUCCUCCGAGCGACGUCUCUGCGGGGGUGCGGCGUGUAAUGCGCCGAUUAGCCCCGCCGUCCGGACGCCACGCUGUCUCGCAUCUACGGUCGACCCCGCCGGCGCGGACACGAGGCCGCGACGCAAACAUCAAGACGGAGACCAGCGAGGGCGGGAAGGUAAGACGUGCGGGAAUCCGAGUGAGAUUAGAGCUCAGGAGGCGAGAGUGUGCGAGGCGGCGAUUAGCGGUGUCUCGUCCCCCCGCGGAGACGCAGCGUGCGAACGCCAAAUCCGUCUCUCGCCAUCUCGACACGCGGAAGCAGCAUGCGAUGCAGCGAUUAGCCCUGACCCCCUUUCUUUUAGAGGCCCAGCGUGUGCUCGCAGACGAACGGCGGCGGGACGUCAUCGCCCUUUCGAGGCACAAAAGAUAGAAAGCGAGCCGAGCGUCCCGUCGGGAUGCGCAAACACUACACGCGCCUGCGAGGAUCUUUCACGGGAAGUGAGGUGCGGCGGCAAGAGGAAGUGGACAGAGUGUCUGGAAACCAACGCUUGGAAGAAACGCAAACGAGGACGACGACAAACCAGAAGAGUCGUCGGCUUUGGUUUCAGGAGAACUUCGGACUCAACGGAAACGAGCGACGGAAGCAGCAAAGAGACAAAACCGAGAGACGCCUCACCUGACACGACAGAUAAAGUAUGCCAGGACGCUAACGAUGAGCUGCGCCAAGAUACCGACAACGGCGUCGGCGAUAACGGAAUACUCAACGACACGCGUCCCGAGGACGCCGCUCGUGAAGACGACGUCAUCGAACCUGAACGCCCGCACCGCAGCGCGGAGGCGAAUCCCGACGACUUCUCACCUGACAGGACGGGCGAAGUGCGUCGGGACGCGAACGACACGAGCCAAUCGUCUCGCCUUGAUGACAUCGCGGGACGAUUUAGUCCCCCCUGCGUCGUGCCUGAUGGGCGUCGUGAGAACGUCCGAGGAGUUGGCAUCGACUCCGUCGAUGCGCCUCCUGAGGACGAGACUCGUGAUAAUGUCGUCCCUGACGCCCCCAUUUCAGAAGCCAAACCCCCUCAAAGCGAGGGUGACAAUGACGGUCAGCAUUGCGAGAAGGACAGGUCGCCGGAUGUCUCCUCGCCGAAGGACGAGCGUCCAACCGGCAGGCGUCAGGAGGGCAGGACUGUGGAACUUUUCUACCCAGAGAAAAGGCCUCGUUUCCCCCGUGGCCUCCCUCCAGGGUGUGUCCCCCUCCGGGGGCCUCUCCUCCUACCGGCGCCUUCCUCCUUCUCCUUCCAUCACACCGUCAUCCGGCACCACCUAUCCCUCGUGCCCCCGCCCCUCCCGCUCCCCUCGCACCCCCACCUGCUGCCACCCUUCGCCCCCCACCCCCUCGCUCUAAAUCCACCGCCGCCAUCUUUCUUCGCCUCGCCACCCAUCCAUCUCCUGGACGCUCCGUAUCCCCUGGGGACGGAGUUUCACCCGAUGCUGAGUCGCCACCUCCUGGCGCCCCCCCACCCAGCCGCCCUGCCCUUGCAGGUGUUGUUCUAG